UGCAUUGGGUUUUGGUUUUUGGUGCUUAGUUCGGUUUCGUUGGCCUAAGGUGACGCAUCGGGUGCCGGUUUCUUUGUCCAGUUCCGCUCCGUUUUUGUACUUCCUCUCUCGUCUGUGGUUUUCCGUUCUGACCAGGCCAACAUAUAAUAUUUUGGCAACACGUGUUGUCCGAUAAUUGCCGGAACGGAGAAUUGUACUCGAGUUCUCUCUCUUUUCUUUUUUUUUUUGGGGGGGGAGGAGCAAAGUACACGUCAACGGAGCAGAGAACCGAGUGGCGAAACAUUCGGGCUCUGUUUCUCAGGAACCGCCGACUGCUUCGACAUCACGAGAUAAAGCCCAAAAGCAUAGCGGUUCCGAGUUAGUGAUUCAUUGUACCGCCACCGCUCGACGAAGUCAGCUGCUACGCGAAAAGGAAUCUAAAAUUUAGAUUUUCUUCAGGUUUCUAACAAAAACAUGGGAUACGACGAGGCCAUCGUUCAUGUGGGCGAUUUUGGACGCUACCAGAAGAUAAUCUACUUCCUUAUCUGUUUGACCUCCAUUCCAGUGGCCUUCCACAAGUUUGCGGGUGUCUUUCUGCUAGCCAAACCCGACUUUAGAUGUGAGUUACCUUACGAGAACGGCAGUAGCACCUAUGAGUUGCCCACCCACCUGUGGAACCUCUCGUUUCCCCGGGGGGAAAAGUGUGCCUACUACGAUGUGGAAUACAGUGUGGAGUACCUAAAUGGCAGCAUUCCCAGGAGUAGCAAUGAAACUAAGGCCUGUUCCAGAUACGUUUACGACAAGAGCAAGUACCUCAAUAGUGCGGUGACCGAAUGGAACCUGGUUUGUGGCCGGGACUUCCUGGCAGCCACCAGCGAUUCCUUCUUCAUGCUGGGCGUCCUCCUGGGCAGCAUUGUCUUUGGCCAACUGAGUGACAAAUAUGGACGGAAGCCCAUCCUCUUCGCCUCGCUGGUCAUCCAGGUGCUGUUCGGAGUUCUGGCCGGAGUGGCUCCGGAGUACAUCACCUAUACAUUCGCCCGUUUGAUAGUGGGCGCCACUACAUCCGGAGUAUUCCUGGUGGCCUAUGUGGUGGCCAUGGAGAUGGUGGGACCCGACAAGCGCCUCUACGCCGGCAUCUUCGUGAUGAUGUUCUUCUCCGUGGGAUUCAUGCUCACAGCGGGCUUUGCCUACUUUGUCCACGAUUGGAGAUGGCUACAGAUUGCCCUGACCUUGCCGGGAAUCAUCUUUAUGUGCUACUACUGGAUCAUUCCAGAAUCCGCCCGCUGGUUGCUCUCAAAGGGGCGAAAAGAUUGCGCCAUUGCCAAUAUGCAAAAGGCAGCGAGAUUUAAUAAGGUGGAAAUAAGUGAUGAGACCUUGAGUGAUCUGCUGGAUGAGGGAGAACCUUCCGAAGAGAAGGCCAAGCAAAAGCUGGAGGAUCAGGAGGAUGGGGGACCACCGCCCUCUGUGUGGGAUCUCUUCUGCUACCCCAAUCUCCGCCGAAAGACGUUGCUCAUCUUCCUGGACUGGCUUGUGACGAGCGGCGUGUACUACGGACUUUCCUGGAACACCAAUAAUCUGGGUGCCAACGUGCUCCUCAAUUUCCUCAUCUCGGGAGCUGUGGAGAUACCAGCCUAUAUAUUCCUGCUCCUCACACUGAACCGCUGGGGUAGAAGAUCCAUUCUGUGUGGCUGCUUAGUUCUGGCGGGAGUCAGCCUUUUGGCCACCGGCAUCAUUCCGGAGAAGAUGAACACCCUGAUUGUGGCCUGCGCCAUGUUGGGUAAACUGGCCAUCACUGCCUCCUACGGAACCGUUUACAUAUUCUCCGCCGAGCAGUUCCCAACUGUGGUUAGGAAUGUGGCCUUGGGAGCCGCUUCCAUGGUGGCCCGUAUCAGUGGAAUGAUGGCACCCUACCUUAACUUUUUGGCCACCAUCUGGCGACCACUGCCACUACUCAUCUGCGGAUCCCUCUCCUUGACAGCGGGAUUACUAUCACUUCUGCUGCCGGAGACGCACAACAAGCCCAUGCUGGAGACCAUUGCGGAUGGCGAGCGGUUUGGUAAGAAGACCAAGGGCGAUGUCUACCUGGAGACGGGCCAGGAACUCCAGCAGACCCCAGAAACGCAGCCCCUGAGGGGAUCAACUGACGCAAAUGGACUUAAGACCAAUGGCCACAAGUACUAGGAAAUCUCAAGAACGGAACUAACUUAAACUUCUCCAGAGGUUACAGGGCAUCUAUAGAUUUCGGCCAGGCCAAAGGCGAGGCAUUUACCUAUUAAAGAAUAGACCAAGUAUUAUAUCAUUUCUGAAAUCUCACAAGCAACCAAAAAAGAGAAGACAGGAGAAACUAAAAGAUUGGCUAGCAUCAAAUGGAUCAUGAUCAUGUUAGAAUUUAGUCUUAUAAAAGAAGGGGUUUUUCCAGGGGAAAUCACAUGGAAACCCCGUAUUUAAUUUAUUCCUAAAUCUAUUUAACUUUAGUUUACCAAUUACAUGUAUGAAGUCCAUGGACAUGAUUUUGAAAUAAAUUGUAUUUUUCCUAGAGAUUAAA
This is a messenger RNA of Drosophila subpulchrella, 2524 nucleotides long. It is a transcript of the gene Orct2, whose product is annotated as organic cation transporter-like protein. Lineage: Eukaryota; Metazoa; Arthropoda; Insecta; Diptera; Drosophilidae. The record is from RefSeq and is a predicted model, not a curated record. The transcript has a single exon. Gene Ontology annotation, molecular function: transmembrane transporter activity. Gene Ontology annotation, cellular component: membrane. The coding region runs from base 454 to 2160 and encodes 568 amino acids. Gene Ontology annotation, biological process: transmembrane transport.